AUGCAGGCUUCUUCACCAUCUCAAACAAUAGAAAUAGAUUCAAUGUUAGCUGAAAUUGAUGCAAUCCCUCUGUUUACCCAGAGUGAUACAUCAAAAAAGCGUACUAAUGAUCCCAAAUUAUUUCUGGAUAAACUAUCUAACAAAAAAGCAAAGAAGUCGGUUAAAAAAGAAUCGCAUAUAUUAAAAGAUCUUAUAAAUGAAUUAUCUACCGAACCCGAAACUUCACAAGUUUCUGUAACUAGAAAAGAAAAUGCAUAUAAUUUUAUCGAUUUGUAUAAUAAUAUAACCCAUGCAGAACCCCAAAAUAAAAUAACAAAUUGGGAUAUUAUAACUUGCUAUUAUCUUUUUGGUAAAGCUCUAUCAGAACGACUUGAGCAUCACAAGAAUUCAAAUUCUCUAUAUGCAUCUUUGUUACUAGUUAAUGAAGAAGUUAGAAAACAAAUACCCAAUAUUAUGGAUACUAUGCUGUGGAAGAAAAUAGAAAGAUCACAAAAGCUUUAUACACUCUUUAUUAAUAUUGGAGAAGAUAAAAUUCAAAAAGUUAAAUCUUUUAGUGCUUUAACUAUUUCAAAAUUAAGUAAGGAAGAUAUUGAUAAUAUUAUACUUAGCAUUUUGAAACCGAAAAAUUAA
Racocetra persica is the source of this 630-nucleotide messenger RNA. NCBI's taxonomy places the organism in Eukaryota, Fungi, Glomeromycota, Glomeromycetes, Diversisporales, Gigasporaceae. The record is from the annotation of a GenBank genome assembly.